GCUUAAACCCCACCUACAGAGAGGAAGCAAAAUUGUGAGUGAUUCCUGCUGAGAAUCCAGCACCGAUGGGAAAGAGGGCAAAGCUGGAACUCUCUGGGAAGGAAGCAGAAGAUGUGAAUUAUUAAGAAGAAAAUGGCCCAACAGGACACCGUACUUCCUUCUCUUGUCAACCAGGAAGGGUAUACUAUCUGGAAAAUAUGCAUCUAAGGCGAGUGAGGACCAUGCCCCGUCACAGCCAGUCCCUGACCAUGGCACCCUACUCUUCUGUGAGUCUGGUGGAGCAGCUGGAAGAUAGGAUCCUCUGUCAUGAGAAAACCACAGCAGCACUGGUGGAGCAUGCCUUCCGGAUCAAAGAUGACAUCGUCAGCAGUUUGCAGAAGAUGCAGAAUAAAGGGGGAGGUGACCGCUUAGCCAGGCUGUUCUUGGAAGAGCAUAUCAGAAACAUAACCGCCAUUGUGAAGCAACUGAAUCGGGAUAUUGAGGUUCUCCAGGAGCAGAUCCGUGCCAGGGACAACAUCAGCUAUGGAACUAAUUCUGCCUUAAAGACACUGGAGAUGCGCCAGCUCUCUGGCUUGGGAGAUCUCCGAGGAAGAGUUGCAAGGUGUGACGCCAGCAUAGCCAGACUCUCUGCAGAGCAUAAGACGACCUACGAGGGACUCCAGCACUUGAACAAGGAACAGCAAGCAGCCAAGCUGAUCCUGGAAACAAAAAUCAAAGAUGCAGAAGGACAGAUUUCUCAGCUUUUGAACAGAGUAGACUUGUCCAUCUCAGAGCAGAGCACCAAACUGAAGAUGUCCCACAGAGACAGCAACCACCAGCUCCAGCUCCUGGACACUAAAUUUAAAGGUACAGUCGAGGAGCUGAGCAACCAGAUUUUAUCUGCGCGGAGUUGGCUGCAACAAGAACAGGAACGGAUAGAGAAAGAACUUUUACAGAAAAUCGAACAUCUUUCCUUGAUUGUUAAGGAAAACAGUGGAGCCAGUGAAAGAGACGUGGAGAAGAAACUCAGCCAGAUGUCAGCCAGACUGGACAAAAUCGAAGAGAGUCAGAAGAGGAACACGGAAGGACAGAGAAAGCCUGAAGAGGAGAAGGUGCACGGGCGAAUCAGCAAACUGGAGUUACAGAUGACCGAGGACAUGAAGGAGAUGAAAGCAGAGGUUAACGCUGGGUUUACAGCCAUCUACGAGAGCAUAGGAUCCCUCAGACAAGUCCUGGAGGCCAAGAUGAAGCUGGACAGGGAUCAGCUGCAGAAGCAGAUCCAGCAGAUGCAGAAGCCGGAGACUUCCAUGUGAAGAGGGCUGGGACAAGCACCUGACAGGAGACAGCCACGGGUCGAAGAGCCAGACAGCUCUGCAGCCA
Messenger RNA from Grammomys surdaster, 1359 nucleotides. RefSeq names its product family with sequence similarity 81 member A (gene Fam81a). NCBI's taxonomy places the organism in Eukaryota, Metazoa, Chordata, Mammalia, Rodentia, Muridae. Bases 198 to 1292 code for a protein of 364 amino acids. The transcript is spliced from 9 exons. The record is from RefSeq and is a predicted model, not a curated record.